Molecule: messenger RNA, 663 nt
Organism: Cordyceps fumosorosea ARSEF 2679
Lineage: Eukaryota; Fungi; Ascomycota; Sordariomycetes; Hypocreales; Cordycipitaceae
Product: Ubiquitin-conjugating enzyme/RWD-like protein
Exons: 3
Coding region: 1-663 (220 amino acids)
Biological process (GO): protein polyubiquitination; proteasome-mediated ubiquitin-dependent protein catabolic process
Molecular function (GO): ubiquitin conjugating enzyme activity
Source: RefSeq, a predicted model, not a curated record
AUGGCUCAAAAACGUCUCAUGCAGGAGCUGAACCCGCUCCAGAGGGAGAAAUGGCUCGUUAUCAACAUGGACGAACAUAACAUGUUCAAGUGGCGGAUCGGUCUCUGGGUCGUCAACCCCGACAGCGUCUUCUACGGUGCAUACCUCAAAAGCGAAAUGCGAUUUCCCCACGACUACCCCUACCAGCCACCGACCUUCCGUUUCCUAACCAAGGGCAUCACACACCCCAACGUGUACCCUGAUGGCAACCUUUGCAUCUCCAUUCUCCAUAAACCGGGCGAUGAUGAACAGUCAGGCGAAAUGGCCAACGAACGGUGGAAUGUUCUGCACGGGGUAGAAUCUGUCCUACGCUCUGUUCUGCUUCUGAUGGAUGACCCCGAAAUUAAUUCGCCCGCCAACGUCGAUGCAAGCGUUCUCUACCGUGACGAGCGGCCAAAAUACGACGCCCUCGCCAAGGAACUUGUCGCUCAAUCACUGAGAGAUGCUCCCGAGGGUGUCAGAAUGCCAAACACAUCCGAGCUCGCUCCUGUGCCUCAAAAAGUUGUCGAAGACGACGAGGACUUUUGGAACCCAUCUGAGGAAGAGGAAGACUUUGGUGGCAGCGAUAGCAACAUGGAUGACUUUGAGGAAGAAGAAGACGACGAAGAGGAUGAUAAGGAGUGA